AUGGAUGAAUCUUAUAAUUUUGCUACUACUAUCUUAACAUCCAAAACUCCAAAACAAGCUGCUCAAAUAAUUCCAAACACUGUACAAGGAUCCGUUGGUGUAAAUAAAGAUUUAAUUUCAUGGUUUCAUAAUUAUGAAACAAUAUUAUCUCAAUAUAAUUCUCAAUUGAAAAAUUUAAUUCAAGAUGCAAACAAGAUAAGUCAACGUAGUAAUGUCGGUUUUAAUAGUUUUCCAAGAAAUUGGAAUUGUUUAUUAAGUGCUAUUAAAUUAGAAGAAUCAAAUAAUGAAAUUUUACUUAAAAAUAUAAAAUUGGAGAUUUUAAACCCCUUGCGAAAUUUAAUUGAUAAAGAUGUUAGAAUUAGUGAAUUAUUAGUAAAUGGUCAAGAAUUACAAGAAAUUAGUGAAAACUUAGAUGAAUAUCAAUGGAAUUUUAAAGCUCCACAAGGUUUUCAAAAUUUGGAAGAUUUUAAAAAAAUUGAAAUUCAAACUUUAUUUAAUAUUGUAUUAAAUUUUAUACAGUUGCAAAAUAAUAAAUUGACUAAAGAAUUGAAGAAUAAUGAGAAUUCAACAAACUAUUUAUUGGGUAGUUUUAAAUUAGAUAACGAAAUGAAAAGUCAAUUAAAUUAUUUAUUGAAUACAGAGUUUCAAAUACCACAGUCAGCUCAACCUUCAUCCCAAAAGACUAAAAGAAAUAGUGUUGCAUCAUCUCCAAGUAAAACACCAACUUCUGAAAAGAGACAAUCAAGACUAAAAUCUAAAGUUGGUUCAAUUUUUGGUAGAAAGAAGAAAGACAAAAAAAUGGCAAAUGAUGUUGGUGCUAUACCAGAAGAUGCAUCUAUCUCAACAACACCUUCUGAUUUAACUAGAAAUACAACUAGAAGAUCAUCACAAUUGCCACUUGCUCCACACGCAAAUUAUACUCAGCCUCAACAACAAUAUUUUGAACCAAUGCAACCUAAACAAGCUCAACCACAACCACCACAAAAUCACGAACCAUAUCAAUUUGAGCAAUAUGAACAACAAAAACAAUCAGAAAAUAUCCCUCAACCAAUUGAAAAAUCACUAGUUCAACAACAAUAUCAACCACAAAUUCAACAACCAGAUUCUCCAAAUGUUGUCAAAUAUGAUAAUGAUUCAGAUGAAACAGAUAAUGAACAAUCAUUAUUACAAAAAUUAGAUCAUGAGAAAUUAGCACCAGCUCAUGAUCCACAACAAAGAUAUUCUUUUGAAAAAGGUGAUGAUGAAAUUUCGACUCCUAAAACAAACCACGAUACAUUUGACUCAAAUAAUUAUAGAUCCGAGUUUCCAGAACCAAUUAUUGAAAAAAAAUCUACAGCUCCUGCUCCUCCACCUUCCAGAAAAGUUACUCAUAAUGAAAGAGAGUCAGUAUUAUUUAAUCAACGUUCAUCAUCUUUUAUUCAACCCUUACAAAGUCAAGAUACUGGUAAUAUGUUGGGAAAUGAUUUUAAACAUUUCACAUUAAAUGAAUCUGGAUUAAAUUCUUCAAUUGCUGAAGUUGUUAAUGCAAAUUUUAAAGAUGGUCAAUUGGUUAAAUCAUCAGUUGUAGGUGAAGUUGCUUUCAAUUAUAUUGGACAACUUCAUGAACCAUUAAUUGUUUCAAUUCCAUAUCAAUAUGAUAAAUUAAUUGUUAAUAAAUCGUUUAUGGAAGAAUUAGGUGAUAAUUUAUACAGAAUACAUCCUGAAUCAAUAUCAUCAAGAACUUUAGGUGGAUUAAAAUAUCUUUCAAAAAAUGCUACUCCUCCAGUUACUAUUCAACAAAUUUGGAAAUAUGAACCUCAUCAAUCAAGUUUAGUUAUUAAUAUUAAAUCGAAUGAACCCUUAAUACUUGAAAAUUUUAUUGUAUCAGUUGCAUUAUCAAAUUGUAAAGCUAUUUCAGCAUCGUCAAAACCACAAGGUGCUUUUAAUCAUGACAAGAAUAGAAUUACAUGGAGAUAUAAUAAACCAUUACAUUUACAAGGUGAAGAAAAAUUAGUUGCAAGAUUUAUGACUCAAGGUCAAGGUAUUGAAAAUGAACAUGGAGUUCAAAUUAAAUUUGAAAUUAAAGAUGCACCAAUAAAGUAUUGUACAAUUUAUGAAAAUAAUAAAGAAGUUCCAACAUUUAGAAAUUUAAUAAGUGGUAACUAUAGUGGACAUUAUUAA
Insectozyma verbasci is the source of this 2160-nucleotide messenger RNA. The record is from the annotation of a GenBank genome assembly. Lineage: Eukaryota; Fungi; Ascomycota; Pichiomycetes; Serinales; Debaryomycetaceae.